GCAACAGGUCCUCAGGGUUCAUUAAAGGAAGAUGCCAAAAGCUCUCUUCAGAAAAGCUUUGGGGUUCUUAAUGAAGCCAAGAAGUUAGCAAAUGAUGUAAAAGAAAAUGAUGACUAUCUGAAUGGCUUAAGAACCCGAUUAGAAAAUGCAGAUGUUAGAAAUGGUGAUCUCCUGAGAGCUUUGAAUGACACUUUGGGAAAAUUGUCAGCCAUUCCAAAUGACACAGCCACUAAACUGCAAGGCGUUAAGGACAAAGCGAGACAAGCCAACGACACAGCAAAGCAUGUGCUGGCUCGGAUUAAAGAUCUCCACCAGGACCUUGACGGCCUGAAGAAAAAUUACAAUCAACUAGCGGACAGCGUAGCCAAAACAAAUGCGGUGGUAAAAGAUCCUUCGAAGAACAAAAUCAUUGCAGAUGCAGAUGCCACUGUGAAAAAUCUAGAACAAGAAGCUGAUCGUCUAAUAGAUAAACUCAAACCCAUCAAGGAACUUGAGGAUAACCUAAAGAAAAACAUUUCUGAGAUAAAGGAACUGAUCAACCAAGCCCGGAAACAAGCUAAUUCUAUCAAAGUAUCUGUGUCUUCCGGGGGUGACUGCAUUCGAACAUACAAGCCGGAAAUCAAGAAGGGAAGCUACAAUAAUAUCGUUGUCAAUGUAAAGACAGCUGUUGCCGACAACCUCCUUUUUUAUCUCGGAAGUGCCAAAUUUAUUGACUUUCUGGCUAUAGAAAUGCGUAAAGGCAAAGUAAGCUUUCUCUGGGACGUUGGAUCUGGAGUUGGACGUGUAGAGUAUCCGGAUUUGACUAUUGAUGACUCAUACUGGUACCGGAUUGAGGCAUCAAGAACUGGGAGGAAUGGGACCAUUUCUGUGAGAGCCCUGGAUGGACCCAAAGCCAGCAUCGUGCCCAGUACAUACCACGCGGCAUCUCCUCCAGGGUAUACGAUUCUUGACGUGGAUGCAAACGCAAUGCUGUUCGUUGGUGGCUUGACUGGCAAACUGAAGAAGGCCGAUGCUGUACGCGUGAUUACAUUCACUGGCUGUAUGGGAGAAACGUACUUUGACAGCAAACCUAUAGGGUUAUGGAAUUUCCGAGAAAAAGAAGGUGACUGCAAAGGAUGUACUGUCAGUCCUCAGGUAGAAGAUAGUGAGGGGACUAUUCAAUUUGAUGGAGAAGGCUAUGCGUUGGUCAGCCGCCCCAUUCGCUGGUACCCCAACAUCUCAACUGUCAUGUUCAAGUUCAGGACAUUUUCUUCAAGUGCUCUCCUUAUGUAUCUUGCCACGCGAGACCUGAAAGAUUUCAUGAGUGUAGAACUCACUGACGGGCACAUAAAAGUCAGCUAUGAUCUGGGAUCAGGAAUGGCUUCCGUUGUCAGCAAUCAAAACCAUAAUGAUGGGAAAUGGAAAUCUUUCACCCUGUCAAGAAUUCAGAAACAAGCCAACAUAUCAAUUGUAGAUAUAGAUACUAACCAGGAGGAGAACCUAGCAACUUCAUCUUCUGGAAACAACUUUGGUCUUGACUUGAAAGCAGAUGACAAAAUAUAUUUUGGCGGUCUUCCAACACUGAGAAACUUGAGUAUGAAAGCAAGACCAGAAGUAAAUUUGAAGAAAUAUUCUGGCUGCCUCAAAGAUAUUGAAAUUUCAAGAACUCCAUAUAAUAUACUCAGUAGCCCUGACUAUGUUGGCGUUACCAAAGGAUGUUCACUGGAGAAUGUUUACACAGUCAGCUUCCCCAAGCCUGGUUUCGUAGAGCUGUCCCCUGUGCCGAUUGAUGUAGGCACAGAAAUCAACCUGUCCUUCAGUACCAAAAAUGAGUCUGGGAUCAUUCUCUUGGGAAGUGGAGGGACACCAGCUCAACCUCGUAGGAAACGAAGGCAAACUGGACAGGCCUAUUAUGCGAUAUUCCUAAACAAGGGCCGUCUGGAAGUGCAUCUCUCCAUGGGGACACGGACAAUGCGGAAAAUUGUCAUCAAACCAGAGCCGAGUCCGUUUCACGACGGGAGAGAACAUUCUGUUCAUGUUGAGAGGACUAAAGGCAUGUUUACCGUUCAAGUCGAUGAAGACAGAAGGCAUAUGCAAAAUCUGACACUAGAACAGGCAAUUGAAGUUAAAAAGCUUUUCGUUGGGGGUGCUCCACCUGAAUUUCAACCGCCCCCACUCAGAAAUAUUCCUCCUUUUGAAGGCUGUGUAUGGAACCUUGUUAUAAACUCUGUCCCCAUGGACUUUGCACAGCCUGUGUCCUUCAAAAAUGCCGACAUUGGUCGUUGUGCCCACCAGCAACCCCGUGGGGACGAAGACGGAGGAAUUCCAGCUGAAAUAGUUAUCCAGCCAGAGCCAGUGCCCACCCCAGCCUUCCCUACACCCACCCCAGUUGUGGCACAUGGUCCCUGUGCUGUGGAAUCAGAACCUGCUCUUUUGAUAGGGAGCAAGCAGUUCGGGCUUUCAAGAAACAGUCACAUUGCAAUUGCCUUCGAUGACACCAAAGUUAAAAACCGCCUCACAAUCGAGUUUGAAGUGCGAACUGAAGCUGAAUCAGGCCUGCUUUUUUACAUGGCUCGGAUCAAUCAUGCUGAUUUUGCUACUGUUCAAUUGAGAAAUGGAUUGCCCUACUUCAGUUAUGACUUGGGAAGUGGGGACACAAACACCAUGAUCCCCACCAAAAUCAACGAUGGUCAGUGGCACAAGAUUAAGAUUGUGCGAAUUAAGCAAGAAGGAAUUAUUUAUGUAGAUGAUGCUUCCAACAGAACCAUCAGUCCCAAGAAAGCUGAUAUCCUGGAUGUUGUGGGGAUACUGUAUGUUGGUGGACUGCCCAUCAACUACACUACCCGAAGAAUUGGUCCAGUGACCUACAGCAUUGACGGCUGCAUCAGGAAUUUUCAGAUGGUGGAGGCUCCUGUAGAUCUUGACCAACCAACCUCCAGCUUCCAAGUUGGAACGUGUUUUGCUAAUGCUCAGAAAGGAACGUAUUUUGAUGGAACAGGUUUUGCCAAAGCAGUUGGUGGGUUCAAAGUGGGAUUGGACCUUCUUGUAGAAUUUGAAUUCCGCACAACUAGAACCACUGGAGUUCUUCUGGGAAUCAGCAGCCAGAAAAUGGAUGGAAUGGGUAUUGAAAUGAUUGAUGAAAAGCUUAUGUUUCAUGUGGACAAUGGUGCCGGCCGAUUCACUGCUGUCUAUGAUGCUGGGAUCCCAGGGCAUUUGUGUGAUGGACAAUGGCAUAAAGUCACAGCCAACAAGAUCAAACACCGCAUUGAACUGACAGUAGAUGGGAACCAGGUGGAAGCCCAGAGCCCAAACCAAGCAUCUACAUCAGCUGAUACAAAUGACCCUGUGUUUGUUGGAGGUUUCCCAGAUGGCCUCAAUCAGUUUGGUCUGACAACCAAUGUUAGAUUUCGGGGUUGCAUCCGUUCUCUGAGGCUCACGAAAGGCACAGGCAAGCCACUGGAGGUCAAUUUUGCCAAAGCCCUGGAACUAUGGGGCGUUCAACCUGUAUCGUGCCCAGCCAACUAAUAAGUUUAACUCCAAGAAAGGUCCUACAAAAUAAGUAUAGCAAUUAAACAAAUAUAUCUUACCUAUAUAUGUUAUUAAAACUAAUUUGUGCAUGUAUAUUGAAUUCUUUCUAUACUCAGAUGGUGCUAAUUCAGAUACCAGACUGAAUUUAAAUUCAAGUCCAUGAAUAUUAAACCAAUUAUUUCAUUCUAAA
Messenger RNA from Hyaena hyaena (striped hyena), 3697 nucleotides. RefSeq names its product laminin subunit alpha 2 (gene LAMA2). The transcript has 25 exons. The annotation marks the transcript as partial. The record is from RefSeq and is a predicted model, not a curated record. Gene Ontology annotation, biological process: cell adhesion. Lineage: Eukaryota; Metazoa; Chordata; Mammalia; Carnivora; Hyaenidae.